This is a messenger RNA of Candoia aspera, 2481 nucleotides long. Its product is annotated as zinc finger protein 135-like. The coding region runs from base 25 to 2466 and encodes 813 amino acids. The transcript has 7 exons. Gene Ontology annotation, cellular component: nucleoplasm. Gene Ontology annotation, molecular function: RNA polymerase II cis-regulatory region sequence-specific DNA binding; DNA-binding transcription repressor activity, RNA polymerase II-specific. The record is from RefSeq and is a predicted model, not a curated record. Lineage: Eukaryota; Metazoa; Chordata; Lepidosauria; Squamata; Candoiidae. Gene Ontology annotation, biological process: regulation of transcription by RNA polymerase II.
UGCCCGCAGGCCUCGACGCGGGAGAUGGAGGCGCAGCCCUUGGACGCUUCCCUGUGGCCGGCGGUGGCCGCCCUGCAGGCCGUGGACCAGACGGUGGACGGGCACGGCGUGCGCUUGCUGUGCCUGGAGGGGCGCGUCGUGUCGGCGGAGAAGAAGCUGGCGGGCUGCCAGAGGACGGUGGCCGAGAUGGAGGACCAGCUGGAGAGCAAGUGGGCCGCCCUGGCGACGCUGGCGCAGGAGUACGGGCGGCUGCAGCGGCGGCUGGAGAACAUGGAGAACCUGCUCAAGAACCGGAACUUCUGGAUCCUGCGCUUCCCCCCGGGCUCCAAGGGGGAGACCCCCCAGGUUCCGGUAACCUUUGAUGACCUCUCUGUUCAUUUCAAUGAGCACGAAUGGGGGGACCUGGAUGAACUGCAGAAGGAGCUGUACAAGACGAUCAUGAGAAGCAAUUACGAGAUGUUGGUCUCAAUGGACUAUGCAAUUGCGAAGCCUGAGAUCCUGACACGGAUUGAGCAGGGGGACUCUUUGUAUGACACAGACAGUGGAACCAUUCCUGGGAGCAACAUACCUGGACACCUUGGCACAGACUCCCCUGUUGCUCCAGUGGACAUUUCUUUGUGGCUGAAAGAAGAAGUAGAAGAGCCUCAAGACAGGAACGCCAGGCCGCCUGAGGAGAUAAAUGCUGGUCCUCACGAGGGUUCUUCAGUGGAGUUGAUGGACAUAUCCUCAGGGAUUAAAGAGGAAAUGGAGGAGGUGUACUUUGACCCUGGGGAAUCCCAGAAAGAGGAGAUGCACCACGACGCUAGCCCAGAAUAUCAGGCUGUUACAGUUUCUGAAGAACACCUCUGUGGACCUCUGGAAGGCCCGUGUGUCCAGGACCCAUUGUUCUUUGGCGAAGGCCCCAGCUCUGCAGAACAUGAAAUCACGGUCAAGAUAGAGGAGGAAGCAGACGUGACGCCGCAGCUUCUCCGGCGCUCCUCUAGAAGAGCCGCUUCUGGUCGCGAGGUGCAGCCUGCCCCUGGGGCACAGCAUGUGAAAGGGAAGCAGCCUCACGGAUGCGUGGGCUCUGGGAAGCGCCUCCGCCGGAAGCGGUCUGCGCUCAGCCCUGGGAAGGCAGAUUCCACGGCGCUCCCGCUUAAGUGUGUGGAAUGCCAGAAGAGCUUUGGCCCCAGGAGUCCGCCAGCACCUGAAGGCCAGCUCCCGGCCACCUGCCCUGAGUGCAGAUGGCGCCUGCGCAGGAAAAGCGCAAGCUCUGUGCAUGCCAAAAAGCCACAGAUCUUUGCGUGUGCCACCUGUGGCAUCAGGUUCAGCCAGUGGUCCAUGCAGCUUGCGCACCAAGAGAGCCACCGGCAGGCCUGGGAGCACUUUUGCGAGGAGUGUGGGACCAGAGCGGAAGGCCGCCAAGAAUUCACCAAGCACCAGGGCGCUCACGCCUCGGUGGGGAAGGCCUUUGGCUGCGCCAGCUGCCCCAAGAGCUUCCUUUCCUUCUCUGAGCUCGAGGAUCACCGCAGGACCCAUGUGGCUGGCUGGCCCUUCAUCUGCAACUGGUGCCAGGGCAGCUUUGCCAGCCAAAAAGUGCUCAGCAACCACCAGGAGCGGCACACAGCAGCCGUGAAGAAGCUCUUUCCCCACGUCAGGGCCAACUUCUCCUUCGGCUGGCAGGAGUUCCUGGGCGAGCUGGUGAAGCUUUAUCUGAGGAAUCCCUUCAGUGGUUCUCCAGGGCGGGUGUUCAGCAAAUUCCUGCAGACAAACUCGCAGCUGAGGCCUUACCCCUGCGUGCAGUGCGGCACCGUCUUCUUCAGCCUCUGUGUCUCUGCCAGCCAGACCUCCGCUGCUUCAGGAAAGCCCCCGAGCCCCCUGAAGGCGGAGACAGGCCAGGCCUCCACCCUGGAGCAGCCAUAUCAGUGCCACCUCUGCAGCAGCUGCUCUCUGCAGAAAGACCCGGCGAGGAAGCACGUGCCCAUCCCCAGCGGUGGGUAUCCCUUUCCGUGCCCUCACUGCAACCGCAGCUUUGUGUACAGGGUUAGUCUCCUCAACCACCUGCAGAGCCAUUUCCUGGAAGAGCCCUUCCGCUGCGGUGUCUGUGGCCAGGACUUUGCCCGGGCGUCGCUGCUUGCCGAGCACCUUAGUGCACACUUGGUGGAGCGCCCCUUCCAGUGCAGCCACUGCUCAAGGAGCUUCAUGUUCCCCGGGCUGCUGAUGGAGCACCAGCAGGACCACGUGGGAAAGCUGUACUUCUGCCCCAGGUGCAGUCGGCGUUUUGGCCACCCUGCCCUGUUGAAGGAGCACCUGCUCUCCCACACGGCGGAGCGCCCCUUCCAGUGUGACCAGUGUACCAGGAGUUACAUGCAUCAGGCCCUGCUGGAGGAGCACAGAAGGAAGCAUGCGAAAGCGGCUCUGCACCCUGGAGAAGCCAAGGGAGACGCAACCGAGCCCUCGCCGGACUGCAGAGACUGGCCGGUGUGAGGUUGGCUUGGAAGA